AUAGCAAAUCAUUGAUUGCAAUGAGCGAGAAGGAGAGGUUGUCUGCUCCACUGCUCCACAUCACAGAUAACUAUCAGACAGUCGGGCUCGUAGCAGCCGCGGACCCCGCUUACCGUGCGCUCCCGAGUAAGAUGGUCUGUUCCCUUUCUGAACUGUGCGGAUACUGCUGUGGACAAUAAUAUUAACAAGUGUGGAAUCUGCACGCUGAUUUGUUCUGUAUUAAACACGUUGCCAAAGGCGCCUCUUCAAGCAUAUCACCUCAUAAGUGCAGAAGGACAGCUCCCCUGACCUGCAUUCCCCUGAUGACUGGCGCUAUGGAAGACCACACAGGCUGGUCUACGCUGUAGGAUGGUAGCGCACAGUAACGUGGCAGAUAAUGCAGUAGCUGAGAGCAGAGCCAGAGACCAACCCCAGAACCACGAGGCACCCCGGCGGCACAGAGAAGCCCUCCCGGACCCCCAGAACCACGAGGCACCCCGGCGGCACAGAGAAGCCCUCCCAGACCAGGACCGCUUCCCCAUCUUCCAGAGCGACCAGGACUUCAAAACCAUCACUGAGACCACUGCUCUGCUGGAGAGAUCCGGCUUCUACUGGGGGCCCCUGUCAGUGGAGGAGGCGCACGCCAAACUCAAAGCAGAGCCCCUGGGCACCUUCCUCCUCAGGGACAGCAGCCAGAAGAACUACUUCUUCACCCUGAGCAUGAAGAUGCAAUCGGGAGCCACCAGCGUGAGGGUCAGCUUCAAGAGCUCGCGCUUCAGCCUGGUGGGCAGCAAGGAGUCCUUCGACUGUCUGUUCAAGCUGCUGGAAUAUUACACCAGCUGCCCCAAGAAGAGCCUGGGGAAGCCUCUGCGGAAAGAGAGGCUGCAGCCUUUGCAGGAGCUCUGCCGGAAAAGGAUUAUCCAGACUUUUGGCAGGGAGAAUGUGGACAGUAUCCCCGUGAACGCUGUGCUCAAGGACUUCUUGAGCUCCUUCCCGUUUCAGAUAUGAUGACGGGACACCAAGCAUUACAUCCCUGCCCUGCGGCGGCGCGGGACAGGCUCUCGAACCCGGGUCCUGCCGUCCGGGUCUGCGAGUCUGAAUGCCGUUAUUUUUGUAGCAGAGUACAGUAUUCUGUAAUGAGACUUGAACACUCGAGACUGAAAGUUUACACACCCAGUGAAUGUUUACACUAUCCAGGGCUGGUGGGACCCUGCUGCUAUCUCUCUGCUGUGCAGAAUCAUGCAUUUUUAUUGUUUUCUUGUGAAAAUAAAUUUUGUAUGAAUUUUAAAACG
Messenger RNA from Polyodon spathula (Mississippi paddlefish), 1271 nucleotides. Its product is annotated as suppressor of cytokine signaling 1-like. The record is from RefSeq and is a predicted model, not a curated record. The transcript has 2 exons. Bases 349 to 987 code for a protein of 212 amino acids. NCBI's taxonomy places the organism in Eukaryota, Metazoa, Chordata, Actinopteri, Acipenseriformes, Polyodontidae. Gene Ontology annotation, biological process: intracellular signal transduction; phosphatidylinositol phosphate biosynthetic process. Gene Ontology annotation, cellular component: phosphatidylinositol 3-kinase complex. Gene Ontology annotation, molecular function: 1-phosphatidylinositol-3-kinase regulator activity.